CGGUUCGGCAAAUCAGUUUGGCAGAGACCAGUCACGGCCCUGGUUUUGAAUUUUUGAAUUGACUUUGAAAUCCUAGAAAAUGCCGAUCGUUGAUGGAGAACUGACUGGUGAAGGGGCGGUUGACGCAUUCGACGUUCCGGAUGUUGCGUUGGGCAUUUACAUCGAGAACUGCAUCCGGAAGAACGUGACCCAAUACGGCGAUUGCAAUUGGCUGAUGGACGUCUCCACAGGUAAAUCGAUGAAGUACAGUCAGCUGUUGACGGGCAUGAAAGCGGUGGCGUCUGCGUUACGUAAAAGAGGCCUGGCCACGGGCGAUAAUUUGGUCGCCAUCAGCGGCAACCACAUCGAAUUGCCUUUGCUGUCCAUGGCCGUCUGGAGAGCCGGCGGCACCCAGUCAUGCCUCAGCGUCAACCUUCCACAAGAUGUGAUGGAAUGGCGCAUUCGCGAGAUGGACAGCAAGUUCGUGGUGACGGAUUACGCCAGAGCUGGCCGCAUAGUCGAUGUUGUCCAACGACUGGACUUUGUCCGAGAAAUCUUUUUGAUUGGAGACCAACCCGUGGCCGGUUGCACUUUGUUGGCUGAAUUGCUGGACGAUCCUGGCGAUGAAUGUCCCGAGAACCUAAACAGUGUCGAUGUGAACUCGACGGCCUGGUUGGCCUACACGAGCGGGACGACGGGAGCGGCCAAGUGUAUCGUCCUGUCCCACCGCUCCAUCGUCGGAUGGUUUAUGCGCUACAAUCCGUCGGGUAAUUUGAGCGGGACGAAAUUUCUGUUUGUCAACAACAUGAACAACACGGGCGGGCUGUCGACGGCCGUUGGCUCCUCCCUCUGCCAUUUCGACCUUUACUGCAUGUCGGAUUUCAGCGAAGAGAAACUCUUGGCCGCCAUCGACCGAGUCAAGCCCCGAGGCGUCAGUUUGUUCCCGUCUCACAUCGCCUGGCUGUGCAAGUACCCGGAACUGGGCCGUUUCGACCUGUCGAGCGUUUUUAGCCUUUCGGUGGUCGGAUCGCUGAUGAAUCCGAUUUACGAGCGCCAAAUCUUCCAGCGGAUGCCUCACCUUUUAUUCUUGAACAACGUGUACGGGAUGAGCGAGACGGGACUCAUUUGCCAGAACCGGCCGCCCAAUCCGGCCGAUUACGCCGGAUUGGAUAGGGACCAAGUCAUUGCCAAAUCCAUCGCAAAUCACGUUUUCGGUUCGGUUGGAUUUAUCAAUCCCAUGUGCAAACUCAAGGUGAUUGAUAAUGACACCGGGGUGAAAUUGGGUGCCAAUCAAGUGGGCGAAAUUUGCGUCAAAUCGCCUUUCAUGUUGACCGAGUACCUCAACAGACCGGAAGAAACUGCCAAUUUUCUGAGAAACGGAUGGGCCCACACUGGAGAUAAAGGAUACUACGACGAUAAGGAGCGCGUGUUUGUUAUCGGCCGAUACAAGGAACUCAUCAAAUAUCGAAACAUCAACAUUUUACCGACUAAUGUCGAGAAACACAUGAUGACCCAUCCGGCCAUCGAGGACGUGGCGGUUGUCGGUUCACCUCACGAGGAAGACGGCGAAAGGCCCUUGGCGUUCGUCGUUUUGUCUGAGAACAGCAAAGUCACGGCCGAGGAGUUGAUUUCCUACACCAACGGCCAAGUGAUGGAAGAGGAGAAAUUGCGUGGAGGGAUCCGGUUCAUCGAGAAAAUACCGCGAAACGAUUUGGGCAAAAUUGUACGCCCUGAACUGAUGAAACUUUUAUGACGCAAUUCAUUUUGUUGAUUUUCUUAAUGGAGUGGCGACGGCUCAAGAUCAACAUUCGAUGGACUUUUAGGAGAUGAAUUUUUCUUGACAAUUUGGUUUGAGUUCGCAUACGUCGUGUCAUUUUGUGGAGAAAUUAUUUUUACACCAUUUUUGGGGAAGAUGGUUAAACUUAAGCGUUGAAAUUGGUCCAAUUAUUUGAGAAAACGGAUGUGAGUGACGCAAUAUUCUUCCUCAGUAAAUUUGUUUCCUUUUU
Daphnia pulex (common water flea) is the source of this 1985-nucleotide messenger RNA. Its product is annotated as 4-coumarate--CoA ligase-like. The record is from RefSeq and is a predicted model, not a curated record. Lineage: Eukaryota; Metazoa; Arthropoda; Branchiopoda; Diplostraca; Daphniidae. The coding region runs from base 80 to 1732 and encodes 550 amino acids. Gene Ontology annotation, molecular function: CoA-ligase activity. The transcript has 12 exons.